Molecule: messenger RNA, 2287 nt
Organism: Drosophila willistoni
Lineage: Eukaryota; Metazoa; Arthropoda; Insecta; Diptera; Drosophilidae
Gene: Ku80
Product: X-ray repair cross-complementing protein 5
Exons: 4
Coding region: 103-2175 (690 amino acids)
Biological process (GO): telomere maintenance; cellular response to gamma radiation; double-strand break repair via nonhomologous end joining
Cellular component (GO): nucleus; Ku70:Ku80 complex
Molecular function (GO): double-stranded DNA binding; damaged DNA binding; telomeric repeat DNA binding
Source: RefSeq, a predicted model, not a curated record
UUUAUUGCAAACAACUAAUAGUAGUUUGUUGUGAAAUUGAGCUAAGCGGCUUUGCUUAUUUUUUGAAAACAUUAACUUUUUGGUUGUAAAUAUACAUUCCAAAUGGCAACUAACAAGGAAAGUCUUAUUGUGAUCCUGGAUAUAAGGACAUGCGCGCAGGAAGAAUUCAAAUUGAAAGCUGUAAAAUGUGCUGCAGAAAUAAUCAAGGAUAAGAUUGUCAGCGACAAGAAAGAUUAUAUAUCCUUUGUGCUAGUGGGAACGGAGCACAACGAAAAAAAUGCUCCAAAUGUGAAGAAAUAUGAACAUAUUCAACUUUGCACUUGGCCAUUGUUGCUCAAAUUCUUUAAAUUUGUCAAUGAGACAGCUACAGAUAAGGGUCAAUGGCUAGAUGGACUAAAAGUUGCCUUAGAAAUGCAGGAACAAGCUUUGUCUUUUAAGCCUGCUAGACAGCGAAUUCUUUUGUUGUUUGACUUUAAUUCUGCGAAACAGGAGUAUGAAGACUUUCAAGAAAUUACAAACAAUUUACUCAAUUCGGGCAUUGAGCUUAUAGUUGGGUCUCACAAUAUUGCCUACAAGGAUAAUCCAGAGACAAAUCUGCCCCAGGCCAUUUUUAAUUUGAGCCGAAAAGCAUCGCCCGAAGAGUUGGAUAACCAAAAAUAUGCCUUGCAGCUCGUUUUCCAGUGUAAUGCAACGCUCUGCAAUUUUAAGGAGACAUUGCGCAACAUCUUUAAGGUUACCAAUCGACGUCCUUGGUCCUGGAAUGCCAAACUAUUUAUAGGUAGCAAGAUUUCCCUUAAUCUUCAAGGCAUAAUAGCCAUGAAAAAUGAAAGUUUGGUUAAAUUGAAAAAGGUUUGGAGUGAAAAGAAGGAAUGGGUGUCCCGCGAGGAGCGCUACUAUAUCAAGGGCUCAGAGAUCACACCAUUGCCAGAGGAUUUAAUAGAUGGUUAUAUGCUGGGCGGUACUGCUGUGCCCUAUGAUGACACAUUAAUUGAACCGAAGGAACCACAUCCGGCUGGUCUUCACUUCGUAGGCUUCGUCGAGUGGGAGUCUAUACCUGAUGAAUACUUUUGCGGUGAUUCCCUAUACAUGCUGGUACACCAGAAGGGCAAUUCCGUUUCGGCCAGGAAGCUAGAUGCCCUGGUCAGAGCCCUUAUACUUAAGAAACGUGUGAUUCUGUGUUGGAAAAUAUUUAGUUUAAAGUUCAAUACGCCCAGAGUUGUGGUAUUAAUUCCACAACAGCCGGAGGAGAAUAAACCGGCUAGUUUAUAUAUGUUGGAGCUAUCCUAUCAUGCCCAGCAUCAUUUCUGGGACUUCCCGUCGUUGCGGACUGCCAAAACCGAGUCGAAUUCUGACCAAUUAGAGGCAAUUGAUAAUCUUAUCGACAGCAUGGAUCUGGAGUGUACCCUCAAGGACACUCAAAUGCCUCGAGCCUGUGCCCAAAAUGAUCUUUUACCCUUCGAUGGUCUGCCAAGCAUUUAUGAACAGAAUAUUAUGGAUGUGCUGGAGUAUAAAGUCCUUGAUAGAGUUUCAAACGAUGAGCAAUUUAAAAAGUUAAAGGAGGAAAGGAAGUUCGUGGACGUUUUCUGGAGUGUGCCGGAAGCUAUUGAAGAGAAAUCAAAACAGGCAGCCAAUGCAGUGAAAAAACUUUUCCCAUUAGAGCGCAGUCUAGCCUGGCAGGAGAAACUUAAAGCCAAGGAGCUCGAAGAGCAAUCCCUGCCAAUUAAACAAGAACGUAAAGACCUCGAGAGUCCUUUGCACUUAAAUAAUAUUGGUUUAGUCAAUCCUGCUCAAGACUAUAAGCAAAUUCUGGACAACCUAAAAACUCUUUCCAACACCACCUUACGAGAUAGCCAAUUUCAGGUUCAUUCCGCUCAAAUGCGUGUGGUUAUCCUUACGCUAAUGGAACGUAAGAACUUGAAUUUGGAGCAACUUAAGGAUGUCAUUCAAUUGUACAGAAAUAGUUGCUUGGAUUUCAAUUCGCUCAAAGAAUAUGAUCAAUUCGCCAGCGAACUAAAGAAAAAGGCAACCGACAAGCAAUUAAAGGAGUUCUGGGAGAAAAUCAUAGUGGAACUACAAUUGGGUCCCUUGCUAAUAGGUGAACCCACUCUGGAUGAUGAGUUAAGAUUGAAAGCUUUCUACACCAUUGAACACUGGCCAGAGGCUAUGGAUGAGUAGUAAAUUAGUCAUUAAGACACAAGCUUUUAGGGUUUUAAGUUUAAAAUUAGUUUUAUGGAUUGUUAACAAAUAUGUUAUAUUAUUUCUUAUUUAUAUGCAAAUAAAAUAUUUU